AUGGACGGUGAAGACAGAAAUGUCGAGAGCGUGCGACUGGCUGCAUUGCGGUGGUUUAAUCCGCCUGAUCUUCCGCACAGCGUUGAAGUCAUUCCUGCGAACGCUAGCCAAGAAGCAGGCAAACAACUAGCUGAACGGUCUUUUCUAUUGGUCAAAUAUCCGUUAAACAAAAUGAGCUCAUCUUUUGAAUUGACGAGGAGAAUGCAUCGCAAUCACUUGGACCCGACGCGGUACGUGGACACGAAGGCCUUCGAGGAUUACCAGCACUAUAAAGGCCAGGAGCUGGUGGUGUCCGAAUGCGUUGUCGGUUCUCCCUCCGAAGUGUUUGACGCGUGGCUGGAGGAAGUUUGGCUGACUGGGGGCACGGAGCUGCACGAGGGCGUAGGCCGAGGUUAUGUCGGCCACGUACGUGGCGCCCCGCUGGGUAUUGAAGAGGAAAUUAUAUCGGCAGGGCUACCCAUUGACGAGCCUGUGGACAGUGAUGGAGGGCGGCCGAGUCUUGCUGCAGCCCGACGUAGUCGUUCCAAGAUCCCGUCGAUCAGCUACAAGAUUAACAAAUUCGGGCUGUUCCCGAUCCAGGAUCACCUCGCGUUCGUGCAGUUCGUGGACGUCGCGGCGUCUCCAGAAAGCACACCGGCGACGCUGGUGAUCUGGUCUCUCAAGAUGGAACCGUCAACGCUGGGAUACCUUCUCUGCUGCGGUGGAUUUGCCAAAGUCAUCCUGCGUUCGGCGCUGCAAGGCUUCCUCGGCACAUUGGCAAGAAACGCUGCUACCAGAGCGGACCGGCACCUGGAAUAG
Phytophthora nicotianae INRA-310 is the source of this 798-nucleotide messenger RNA. RefSeq lists its product as hypothetical. NCBI's taxonomy places the organism in Eukaryota, Oomycota, Peronosporomycetes, Peronosporales, Peronosporaceae. The transcript has a single exon. The record is from RefSeq and is a predicted model, not a curated record. The coding region runs from base 1 to 798 and encodes 265 amino acids.